UUUUUUUUUGACCGUUCUUUAUACUUAAAUUAAAAAUACAAAUAUGGAAGGAAUAUAGAUAGAGAAAAUGUUAGAAAUGGCACCCAAGCGGCCAAGCCCAUGAAGGAACCAACAAAGUUUCAAGGCGGCGCGGCGAGGCGGUGCGGCGGCAGCUACUAAAUGGCUCGUCUCUUCACUUCCCUUCCAAACCCUACCUACUUCUCCACUUCUUCUUCUUCUUCUCACCAAUACUCUUCACACUUCCACUCACAACUCAAAUUCCAAUUCAAACCUUCUUCCCCAAAAUCAAUGCAUAACAUAAUGAAUAAACCAGUUACGAAACUCAAAGCAUUGAACGAAGGUGUACACUCUGGAACCAUUGAAGAAGGAGAUGAACAAUUCAUUCGUUCCUUUCGUGAAGCUUGGCCUUACCUUUGGGCUUAUCGUGGAAGCACUUUUGUUGUCAUCAUUUCUGGUGAAAUUGUCGCUAGUCACUUCGAUCAAAUUCUCAAGGAUAUAGCUUUUCUUCAUCACCUUGGAAUUCGGUUUGUUCUUGUUCCUGGUACACAUGUGCAAAUUGACAAGCUUUUGAAAGAUAGAGGGAGUGAGCCUAAGUAUGUUGGGAGAUAUAGAAUAACUGACAGAGAAUCUCUAGAAGCUGCAAUGGAAGCGGCAGGAGGAAUAAGAAUAAUGAUGGAAGCUAAACUUUCACCUGGACCUUCCAUAUGCAAUAUUCGUAGACAUGGUGAUAAUAGCCGGUGGCAUGAUGUUGGUGUCAGUGUUGCGAGUGGUAACUAUCUUGCAGCCAAGAGAAGAGGGGUGGUCGGCGGAAUUGAUUAUGGGUCAACUGGGGAAGUUAAAAAAGUAGACGUAACUCGCAUGCGUGAGAGACUUGAUGCUGGUUGUAUAGUUAUUUUAACCAACUUGGGCUACUCCAGCUCUGGAGAAGUAUUGAAUUGCAACACUUAUGAAGUUGCCACAGCUUGUGCCUUGGCUUUUGGGGCAGACAAGUUAAUAUGCAUUAUAGAUGGUCCAAUACUGGAUGAGAAUGGACGCCUAAUUCGCUUCUUGCCUCUUGAAGAAGCAGACAUGUUAAUUCGUAAACGAGCUGAGCAAAGUGAAACGGCUGCUAACUAUGUGAAAGCUGUUGACGAAGAAGGUUUUAAUCCUGUUGAGCAUAACAAUAUUAACGGAACAGUCAAAUCUCCACCUAAUGGUAACCGCAUUACAGAAUGGCAUAAUGCAACUUUCCACAAUGGUGUUGGUUUUGAGAACGGAGAUGGCUUAGGGAAUUGCGAGCAAGGCUUUGCUAUUGGAGGUCAAGAACGGCUAAGUCGAAUGAAUGGUUACCUGUCAGAAUUGGCUGCUGCAGCCUUUGUUUGCAGAGGUGGAGUUCAAAGAGUACAUUUGUUGGAUGGCACUAUUAGCGGAGUUUUAUUGUUGGAAUUGUUUAAAAGAGAUGGGAUGGGAACAAUGGUUGCUAGUGACCUUUAUGAAGGCACUCGAGAGGCAGAGGAAAAAGAUCUUUCUGGAAUAAAACAAAUUAUUGAGCCUUUGGAGGCAUAUGGCAUACUGGUUAAGCGGACUGAUGAAGAGCUGCUACAAACUUUGAAGAAUUUCGUUGUUGUGGAAAGAGAAGGUCAAAUAAUUGCCUGUGGUGCCCUUAUUCCUUACUUUGAGGAGAAGUCUGGAGAGGUUGCUGCUAUUGCAGUAUCUCCUGAGUGUCGUGGCCAAGGACAGGGAGACAAAUUGCUUGAUUAUAUGGAGAAGAAAGCAGCAUCUCUUGGAUUGAAUAAGCUUUUCCUACUUACAACACGUACAGCAGAUUGGUUUGUGAGGCGUGGAUUUUCGGAAUGUUCAAUUGAUAAUAUUCCUGAAAAGAAAAAGAAAACAAUCAACCUGUCCCGCAAUUCUAAGUAUUAUAUGAAGAAGCUUCUACCAAAUAAGAGUGGAAUUACUGUUGGUGGAAACAAUUUUAAGUAUUAACCUUUGAUUCUUAAGUUUUAGUAUAGUUUCAAACUACUCUUUAGUAUAAAACAUUGAUUAUAGAACCGUAAGUCUGUAACUAUAUCAAUUCAAACUCCUUAGGAUUUUUAUUUAAUCCAAUUCAAAAAAAUAUAUUCUAUUCUAUUUCCAUUUUAAGAAGUAUUGUAAAUCUAUUGUCAGUAUUUUUAAUUUAUACUUUUUUAGUA
Messenger RNA from Trifolium pratense (red clover), 2171 nucleotides. Its product is annotated as probable amino-acid acetyltransferase NAGS2, chloroplastic. Lineage: Eukaryota; Viridiplantae; Streptophyta; Magnoliopsida; Fabales; Fabaceae. The transcript is spliced from 10 exons. The coding region runs from base 160 to 1965 and encodes 601 amino acids. The record is from RefSeq and is a predicted model, not a curated record. Gene Ontology annotation, cellular component: cytoplasm. Gene Ontology annotation, biological process: L-arginine biosynthetic process. Gene Ontology annotation, molecular function: L-glutamate N-acetyltransferase activity, acting on acetyl-CoA as donor.